AUGAAAGUUAAAUUGAAGUUCCACUAUGCACCUAAUACAAAUAAUUUAUAUAAAAAAAUGCAUUUCUUGACUUGGCUUGGCUGUAUCCUUAUACAUUUACGCCUCUUUACUCUUUUCUUAUGGUAUUUCUUCUUCCGAUCUGAAAGCUUUGUGAUAAUUUUCUUCUUGUUGUUAUCUAUGGCUUCUUCUUCAUCUGUGUCUCGUAGUUGGAUGUAUCACGUCUUCUUGAGCUUCCGUGGAGAAGACGUGCGCAAAGGCUUUCUUAGUCACGUUCUGAAAGAGCUCAAAAGCAAGGGAAUCAUACCUUUUGUUGAUAACGAGAUAAAGCGAGGCGAAUCUGUUAGUCCAGUGCUUGUAGCAGCGAUCAGACAAUCAAGGGUAGCCAUCGUCUUGCUCUCCCUUAUCUAUGCCUCCUCAAGCUGGUGUCUGGAUGAGUUGGUGGAGAUCAUGAAGUGCAGGGAAGAGGAUCAACAAACAGUGAUGACCAUUUUCUACGAAGUGGAUCCAUCUGACGUUAGGAAGCAGACCGGAGAUUUCGGAAAGGCCUUUGAUGAAAACUGUGUGGGAAAAACAGAAGAGGUGAAGCAGGCAUGGAGGCAAGCUUUGAAGGAUGUUGCGGGUAUAGCUGGUUAUCACUCUAGCACCUGUGGCAAUGAAGCUGAAAUGAUUGACAAAGUAGCCUCAGAUGUCAUGGCUGUGUUGGGUUUCACAGCAUCCAAAGAUUUUGAUGACUUUGUUGGCAUAGGAGCUCGUGUCAGGGAGAUAAAAUCGAAGUUGAUUCUACAAUCAGAAGAAGUUAAGGUGAUUGGGAUUUUGGGUCCUCCCGGGAUUGGUAAGACGACCACCGCCAGAGUUUUAUACAACCAACUCUCUCCUGGUUUUCCAUUCAGCACGUUUUUGGAGAACAUCAGAGGUAAUUAUGAGAAGCCUUGUGGUAACGACCAUCAGUUGAAGUUGCGCUUGCAGAAAAACUUGUUGUCUCAAAUAUUCAAUCAAAUGGAUAUUGAGGUUCGUCACUUAGGAGUGGCUCAACAAAUGCUGAGUGACAAAAAGGUGUUGGUUGUUCUUGAUGAAGUGGAUAGCUGGUGGCAACUAGAGGAAAUGGCAAACAAACGUGAAUGGUUUGGUCCUGGAAGUAUGCUUAUCAUCACAACCGAAGAUAGAAAACUUCUCAAGAAACUCAGAUUGGGCAUCGAUCAUAUCUACAAGAUGAAAUUUCCAGUUAAAAAUGAGUCUCUUCAGAUCUUCUGCCAAUUUGCUUUCGGUCAAAAUUCUCCAGAUAAUGGUUUUGAAAAUCUUGCUUGGGUAGUUACUGGACUUGCUGGUGAUCUUCCUCUAGCCCUGAGAGUCAUGGGAUCGUAUCUGCGAGGAAUGUCCAGGGAGGAGUGGAUAGACGCACUACCAAGGCUCACGUUUAGCCUUGACAGAGAAAUAGAAUCAACUUUAAGAUUUAGCUACGACGCCUUAAAUGAUAAAGAUAAAGCUCUCUUCCUGCACAUUGCAUGUUUCUUUUCUUCUUCCAGUUGCAAGGUUGAUAGUGUUAAGAGUUGUCUUGAAAAAAGCGGUUUGGAGGUCAACCAUGGACUUCAAGUCUUAGCUGAUAAAUCUCUUAUAUCUAUAGAUUACAGCGGAUCCAUAAGGAUGCAUAGUUUACUGAAACAAAUGGGUAGAGACAUUGUCAAGAAACCGUCUUCGGAGGAGCCUGGAAAGCGACAGUUCUUGUGGGAUACCACGGAAAUUUCUGAAGUACUUUAUGAAAAUACUGGUACUGAAAAGGUUCUAGGCAUACUGUUGGAUACUUCAUGGGGAGAGGAAAUCCAUAUAAGUGAAAGCGCUUUCAAGGGGAUGAAUAAUCUCCAGUUUCUAGAAGUCAUCUCAAGGAAUGGCUUAUGCAUACCCGAAGGCCUCAACAGUCUUCCUGACAAACUCAGAUUGAUUCAUUGGAACGGCUGUCCAUUGAGAUUUUGGCCUUCCAAGUUCUCUGGCAAGUUUCUUGUCGAACUAAUCAUGCAAGAUAGCAUUUUUGAGAAUCUUUGGGAGGGAAUCAAACCUCUCCAAUGCCUCAAGCUGUUGGAUCUGAGUGGAUCUGAAUAUCUAAAAAGGAUUCCAGAUCUCUCAAAAGCAACCAGUCUCGAGAAAUUAGAUCUCACUGGAUGCAAAAGUUUGUUGGAGCUCACAAGCUCUAUUGGCAAUGCCACUAAGCUUAAAGUCUGCAUACUUCAGGGUUGCUUGCUUUUGAAGGAGCUCCCCUCUUCUAUCGGUAGGUUGUUCAAUCUCGAGGAAUUAAACCUCAGUUGUUGCUGUUGUUUUAGUUUGGAAAAACUCAAUGGUUGCUCGAGUUUGAAAGAACUCAAGCUAAUCGGUACUGCGAUAGAAGAAUUGCCAUCUUCAGUGAGCAAUUGGUCUUGUCUUUAUAAAUUGGAUAUGUCGGGGUGUAGAAACCUCAAGGAGUUCCCAAAUGUUCCAGACAGCAUUGUAGAGUUGAUGUUGAACCGUACAAGGAUAGAGGAGAUUCCUCCGAGGAUUGAGAAUCUAUUUUGCCUGCGUAAACUAUUUAUGUAUGGAUGCAAGAAGCUGAAAAGUAUAUCCCCAAACAUUUCUAAGUUGCAGAAUCUCGAGUUUCUUGGUCUUCGUAUAUAUGGUUUUAGUGAGCAUGAUGAUGGUGAUCACUAUCGUCGUGAAUUAUUUGAAGCAAUAAUCGAGUGGGGGCCUGACUUGAAGCGCAGUUGGACAUUACGAUCAGACUUCAAUCUUCACUACAUUUUGCCGAUAUGUCUACCCGAUAAGGCUUUUACAUCUCCAAUAUCAUUACGUAUCACCGGUAAAUGUUUCGAGACUAUUCCAGAUUGCAUUGUAUGUCUGUCCAGACUAAGUAAGCUUGACGUCAAAGGAUGCAGCCAGCUCGUAGCACUUCCACCGCUUCCAGGUUCCCUUCUAUCUCUAGAUGCACGAGGUUGUCAAUCCUUGCAGAGAAUAGACUCUUCUUUUCAAAACCCAAAUAUUUGCCUGGACUUUGCUUACUGCUACAACCUGAAUCAGAAAGCGAGAAAGCUCAUCCAGAUAUCAGCUUGCAAAUAUGCAUUCUUACCCGGUAAAGAAGUGUCUGCACACUUCACUCACCGAGCUACUUCAGGUUCCCUAACUAUCAGUUUGACUCCAACACCUCUUCCUUCAUCCUUCAGAUUCAAAGCUUCCGUUUUGCUGUCAAAAGGCAAUAUAUAUUCCUUGGGUAACAGUACUGAAAUGGCUAGGACUUCAAUGAAGGGUGUGUCUUGCUGCGUCAGGGGUCAACAGAAUGGUCUCACUCUGCAAUAUGUAUCAGAUCAGCUCCAUGUGGCUGAUCUAGCCGGAUAUGGAAACCAUAUUUAUAUAUUUGAAGAUUCUUUCUCUCUAAACCAGGAUUGCCCUGAAACCGAAGAAACCACUUCCAGCGAGCUUUCUUUUGUGUUCAUAGUCCAUGGUACAACCUGGAAGGUGAAAGGCUGUGGUGUACAACUUUUGGAGCUCCUUCAUUGUUCUAUUGAAGGAAAAGAAAGUGAAGAUGAAGAAUCUAUUGGCAUAAUGAGACUGAAAGAGAAUAUACCGGAUGUGAUGACGAUGUAGAGACGAGGACCAGGAAACAUAGAUAAUGAUUCUGCAGAAACGCGGUGAUUAGUUGAAUCAAUGCACAGUUGUCUAUGAUUAUGCGGAUCACCAAUCAGAACACUUUCAUCACGCUAAUGCAUUGGGAAGAUGUUUGGCCAUUUUAGAGUGUUUUUCUGAAUACUCUUUCCUCCUCCGGUUUGUUUCCGAAUAUUAUCUAUUAUACAACUGAAACGGAGUAAGAGAGCAGUCACGUGCUACACAUGUAGAGAAGGCUAGACUUGGAUACAAUAGAGGGUUUGCUGUUACAGAGUCUCAGGACCUUCCCGCUUAUAUAGAAAUGUUCAUGUUGUUGAGUUUGGAUACAAAAAGAGGUUGAUUCAAACAAAACACAAGUCUUCUUACGCGCUUUUGCUCCCGUGCAUUUCAGGUUUGUUGCACAUAACUAAGACACAUGAAUCUUCGAUCAGUCUUAAGUCUCCAGUAUUCUUUCAAUUCAUGGGAUGAGAUUGGAGAAGCAGAGGAACAUAUCAUAUGGAGAUGCUUCCUGAUUUUGGAGCCUCUCUUGUUCCAUCAGAGACAUGGGAACAUACAAACUCCUUCAAGAUGUCUUGUCAGUCUCUUUGCUACUCGAAAAGCUCAACGAUGGUUAAACUAAAACUGUUGAACAUAACGGCUAGGGGUGCUGAAAGAAACAAUGGCCACCCAUCACUUACUACCUGGGUGGGUUCGGCUGGUCCUGCACCAGUCAACAAGCGAGACUACAGCCAUUGGUGGAAUGAGCUUCUUUUCAGAGUUCCUGAUUUGUGGAAUGAGCUUCGUUUUGCGUUGUUACUUAAGCAUGAAGGUUAUUCAAGAUCAAACAGUGGCGAUUCAGAUAUAAAAGCUUUUUGGUAAACAACAUGAUCUCGCCCUUGUAGUUUGAUAGGGUGAAUAGGUUAAAUGGGAUGGGGAUAUGUAACUACUCAUUAGGUUAUAAAGCAUAUUUGGUUGUAAUUUACAACUUAGAAGAAUACAUCUCAUUACCUUCAAAGAUUUUUGAGUGGCUUACUAACAAUUGAUGUCGGUGCACUGAAGCAGGUAACGCAUAUAGAGAUUUGAUUCAGAUGCCAAGCAAAUGAUUGCAUAUGUUUACAUUUCCAGACCUAUUGAUGUGUAUGUUAAUCGUUAAUGUACAACCUAAUUCAUGCCAGAAGUCUGGCUUCCUUAAGUUUAAAGGUUUUUUAUCUGUGCUUAUGUAUUUGUCAUGCCAAUUGAUUUGUUCUAUGAACAGCCGGUAUCGUUUUGUUCUGGAAUUGCAAGCUCUGCUCACAUGCUUUCAAGUUUUACCUUACAUGUGUUACAAUGAUAAUCAGGCUAGAGAAUCUAGAGAGAUGGACAGAGAUGCUGUCGAGAGUGACCUUACUUUUGCUGGGUUUGCGACAUUGCUUUAUGCAGCUUUACUUUCUUCAUAUGUUUGAAUUGUAAUUGAUAGUCUGGUAUCAACGUUGGUCCAUAAUGACUUAAUCAUGCAUCACAGGUCUUCAACUGCCCCCAUUAAAUCAGAUUCAGCCACCGUUCUCUUGGAGUAGAAGAAUUCAUCCCAUGAUUUGGUUGUCAAGCAUUGACAGCUUCUCAUGUUUCAAGCCAAGUGCAUAUUGUGUCAAAUCCAGUUUUAGUUCCCGGUCAAUCAAGGCCUGGUGAAAAAUACAAGUGGGUGUCACCUGAUGAGAAGGAGAUUAUACCACAGUGAAAAAGAGAUCGAAACCCUUGCAGAGACUCAUGAUUUAUGCAUUGGAGGUGACAGCAUUGAAAUGCUACAGGCUACAUCUGCUAUUUUGCGAGUCAUUCCGUUUGUCUAGGCUUUUGCAAGAGUUGCUCCACAGCAGAAGGAGCUAAUCUUAACCACUUCUAAAGAUGUAGGAAAAGGGGAACUCUGAUACGGGACAAAUGAUGUCGGUGCAUUGAAGCAGGUAACGCAUAUAGGGAUUUGAUUCAGAUGCCAAGCAAAUGAUGCGUAUGUUUUAUAUUCUUUUUGAAUUGAUGUUCACAUGUCCAGGCCCAUGUUGGAUUUGCCUUACUGAAUGAUUAUCAAUUGUGGUAGGAUAACAAUUAUUUUUGAUAUGAUAUGAACUCCAUGAUUACUUGGAAAGUGAGUGAUAAAAAUAGAUAAUUGUGUACGUAUACCAUAUAGACCAUCAAGCUUUCCUUGGGAAAUCGUUUAUACGAACUA
Messenger RNA from Raphanus sativus (radish), 5794 nucleotides. Its product is annotated as disease resistance-like protein DSC2. Bases 1 to 3603 code for a protein of 1200 amino acids. Gene Ontology annotation, biological process: defense response; signal transduction. The record is from RefSeq and is a predicted model, not a curated record. Gene Ontology annotation, molecular function: ATP hydrolysis activity; ADP binding. The transcript is spliced from 7 exons. Lineage: Eukaryota; Viridiplantae; Streptophyta; Magnoliopsida; Brassicales; Brassicaceae.